AUAACAGUCCUUGUACCAUAUGGCGCAAAUCAUUGCUCACAUUUAAAUUCCCGAUGACACGUGACGAAAAUACAUGUGCAUAACAUUUACGUAUCGGCAGUACCUGGUUUGUGUGUAAUGUAGACGUGGCUGAUCAUCUGUCCUACCUUUUGUAAGUGAAGUACCUCCUGACAGGACUCUUGGUACAGCGCCAUGGAGUCUCACAUGUUUGGGAAAUGGGAUUACACAGUGUUUGGUGUCAUGGUGGCCGUCUCGGUGAGUACUGGCAUAUACCACGCCAUAGUCGGCAGACAUGAUAGACUGGAGGAGUACUUCCUGGCUGGACGCGCUAUGUCCUUCUUACCCAUAGCGUUGUCGAUGCUGGCUUCGUUCACGUCAAUCAUUUCCAUGCUUGGAGCAUCAGGAGAGGCGUAUCGUAAUGGCAUCAUGUGGGUUCUCAAUGAAGUAGCGCACUCUGUGGGAAAACUUAUAGACAUGUGCCUCCUGCUGACCCUUCUGAAGAGACUGAACUUAUCAAGCCCAUUUCAGUAUAUCGAGGGUCGCUUCAAGUCCAGACUUCUCACCCUCAUUGUGACGGUGGCGUCUUGUGUACAAAAUAUGUUCUACAUGAGUGUAAUCUUGUUUGGACAGGGAAUGGCAUUGCAGGCCGUGACAGGGUUCUCCACACUGGCAUCAAUCUUAGUGACGUCAGCGGCAGCUGUUCUCUACACUUCUAUUGGUGGCCUGAAAGCGGUGAUAUGGACAGAUGUUCUCCAGUACACCCUAAUGUGUGCUGGGAUACUAGCAGUCACAAUAAAGGGCACCAUUGACGUAGGAGGAGUGCAGGAGAUAUGGAGCAGGAUGAGGUCUGGAGGAAGACUUACUUUAAAAUAUGACUUUGACCCGACUAUCCGCCACACUGUGUGGAUCGUAGGAUUUGCCGGAAUAUUUAAUCCACUUGGUCUUCUUUUCCGACCUGCCUAUCUUCAGCGUAUUGCCGCCACGAAGUCACUCACCGACGCAAGAAGGGCGAUGAUACUUGGCCUUAUCUGCAGUCCCUUAUUCGGAAUCCUUUGCGUCAUCAGUGGCCUUGUGGCAUAUGGUUACUAUGACUACAAGAGAUGCGACCCUGUAGCAUCCAAUCAGAUCGACAAAAGUGAUCAGGUAUUACCUUUCAUGACGAUCGACAUUUUCCGAAGCAUGCCAGGAAUGCCAGGACUGUUUCUUGCAGCACUCUACAGUGCGUCUCUCAGCUCAUUAUCAUCAGGACUAUCUGCCCUCGCGAAUAUAACAUGGGAGGAUUUCGUAAAACCACGUGUUUCUGCAAUGUCGGAGUUCAAACAAAUGGCUGUUGCCAAAGUCUCAGUGGUGGCGUGGGGUGUUGCUAUUUGUUGCGUGGCGAUAUGCGUGUCAUCCAUAAAAUCCAUCCCCCUACUUCAGAUAUAUUACAGCGCCAACGCAAUCAUUGCUGGGCCAAUGUUCGGCGUGUUCUACCUCGGUGCCAUAUUCCCGUUUGUCAAUACAAGAAGCGCUUUUGUUGCACUGCUGGUUGGGAUCAGCUUCCUGACGUGGCUGGUGGUAGGAGCUAGUAUUUCCCCAGGGGUGAGGAAGACGCCCCCUCUACCACCUGGCCCGACUGAUCACUGCCCGAAUGUCAACCUCACUCUGCCAUACACCAUGACGACACUGAACUCAACCAGUGAUGAUCUGCACCAAUAUACGGGGUCAGGUCUUGACGCCUUCUACAGCCUCUCUUACGUUCUGUACCAUGUGUUUGGAUUCCUCAUCGUGCAGGUGGUGGGCGUUGUCCUCAGUCUGGCCACAGGUGGAAACAAGGAUGGAGUUAACCCUCUCUACGUCAGAAAAUUCUUCUUCUGGAGGAGUGAGCCGGAAGAAGAACUUGUGAUGACUUCAGGAAGGUUUGCUGACACAUCAGAUGCCCCGGUGAAAGGACCAAGUGGCUCAAACGAUGAGGAACAAACAGAAUCGUUCAUCACCGAGAACCGAGUUUUAUGAUUAUUGGAAUUAAUUUUCAUAUUAUUUACACAUAAGGGCACGGGAUCCGCAUUCUCUUUACUUUUCUCAGCAUUUGUAUAUCAUAUUCAAGUAAUUAAGAUAAUACUUAGUCGUUACUCUACUUUUCUAACAUCCUCUUUCAAACAUAAUUAUGUUUAAUUCACCUGUAUUCACAGAAGGUUUCGCUGCGUAUAUUUAGCUUAUAAUUAUACCAUCAACCAAAUGUAUUUUAUAUAUUAUUAUUAGUUGUAGUAGUAUGUACGGAUUAAAAUAAAAAUAAAAAUGCA
Messenger RNA from Haliotis rufescens (red abalone), 2282 nucleotides. RefSeq names its product sodium-coupled monocarboxylate transporter 1-like. The record is from RefSeq and is a predicted model, not a curated record. Lineage: Eukaryota; Metazoa; Mollusca; Gastropoda; Lepetellida; Haliotidae. The coding region runs from base 193 to 1995 and encodes 600 amino acids. The transcript is spliced from 17 exons. Gene Ontology annotation, molecular function: symporter activity. Gene Ontology annotation, cellular component: membrane. Gene Ontology annotation, biological process: transmembrane transport; sodium ion transport.